Molecule: messenger RNA, 468 nt
Organism: Necator americanus (New World hookworm)
Lineage: Eukaryota; Metazoa; Nematoda; Chromadorea; Rhabditida; Ancylostomatidae
Exons: 5
Coding region: 1-468 (155 amino acids)
Source: RefSeq, a predicted model, not a curated record
AUGCAGUACUGUACACAAUUUCAAGUCUCAAAACAAAAGAGAAAGAAACAACAAAAGAGAGAAGGAACAACAAAAGAAAUACAAGACGAGAUAGCGUUAACGAGACGCGCAGAGAAUAUUACGGAAGUAUGUGACAUAUGCAUGGUAGCAGUUCUGAUCUCAACAUUUCAAAGGAUUAAUAUCUGCCCUAUGGCUUCCGUUGAGGAUUUGGAAGUUUGGGGCUGGGUCGAUACUUCCCUUCAGUGUUGCGUCUCGUCUGAUUCAGCGCCUCUGCUUCAGUACGGUUUCGUCGCUCCGCGUUGUGGACAGCCUAUCCUGCACCAAAAGCUCUGGUGCCACUCACGCCCCCUCAACCUCUUAGACUUGGGUGACGACCAGCCGCUUACUAUAGCUGCGAUUACAACCGUCUCCAUCUCCGGAAUCCUUUCGGUACGCUAUUGCUUCCAUCGCAGUGCACCACUGUCUUAG